CUAAAAGUCUAAAACAAGGAGCAUAGUUCUGUCAAACUUCUCAGCGUCGUAUGCACUAUACUCAUCAUCGUUCCUCUAUCCCAAGUUCAACAUGCGCCGCAUCCUUUCUGAGUAGUGUCUGCAUUUUCUACUUCAUCAGCAUCCAUUCAUUUGAUUGACCUCAGAAGCAUGACAUAACAGUCCCUGCUUCUGUGCUUCUGAUGUUAAAUUGAUGGGAUAUUCAAAUUCACUUCAGGCCAAGAGCUCACAUUUAUAGUGGCAGAACACAAGGGAUGUUGCGUAGAAUUUCAGAAUUUGUAUACAUAGAUGCUUGCAUGGUCUCACAAAUUGUCACCAUUAUAGUACUUGAGAGAUUGAAAGUAAGAUACAUGACCCUUGCUAUGUCCUUGUUAACUUAUGCUGUCCAAGUUCUUGUCAGCUAUCCUGCAGAAGAGAGCAGAAAUUAUAAGUAUGAUGUUGAUAAAGAGGUAAUUCACAAAUUUGAAGAUUAUGAGUAAGUUGCUGCAGGUAUUCAUGGAACUUUUAUGAGUUGUAUAAACACGUUCAUAAGUGGGGAUAACAAAGGAGCCGCAGCAAGAUUCGUAGCGGACUGGUUUGAGCAGAAUGGUGUUUUCAGAGGUUUUGGAGGCCUAUUUUCCUAUAAAUCUGGUAGUGAUAUGAAAUUUCCACAAGAGUCUCAAGCCUUGUUCAUGACUAUCAUGGAAACCGCAUGUGCAAUUUGCUUGUCCAAUAUGGUGAGACACUCUAGGAUUGCACAUAAGACACUAUGGAACGGGCAAUUAGUUAAUGAAACUGAAGCCUCCUUUCUGUCUUCUUGAGGAUGGACUGAGACAAGGCUUUCGACUACUGCAAAACGGGUCACGAAUGCCUUGAGAAAAGCUGAAAGUCCUUAGUUCGUAUCCUUCGCAGAGCUAGCUAACAGGUACAUAUUCACAGUACAUAUGUCAUCAUCUUUGAGGAGUAUCAGGUGCAUAUAUAUGACGUUUGAGUUGCUCAUCCUUAAACAACGUACCAUCAUUCUUCUUACAACAAUCUAUCUUGUGUAGCACUCAUGAAUUGCUUUCAGUCUUACAUGUACAAGUGUAAAGAUAUCAUAAUUCAUAUUAUGUCCGUCCCUUUUGAUUCUAGCUAUUCCACUUUUUUAGGAUCCUCACUCUCUACGACCACACACCGGAAGCCUAGAAUAUUCAAGAGUACAAGUGUACAACA
Rosa rugosa (rugosa rose) is the source of this 1209-nucleotide messenger RNA. RefSeq lists its product as uncharacterized. Lineage: Eukaryota; Viridiplantae; Streptophyta; Magnoliopsida; Rosales; Rosaceae. The record is from RefSeq and is a predicted model, not a curated record. Gene Ontology annotation, cellular component: extracellular region. Gene Ontology annotation, molecular function: N-acylsphingosine amidohydrolase activity. Gene Ontology annotation, biological process: sphingosine biosynthetic process; ceramide catabolic process; long-chain fatty acid biosynthetic process.